UAAAGAACAAGCCUUUCAAGAUCGCCUUUUCUUCGUCCUUCCUGUCUCCUUCUUCAGACCAACAUCAGCACCAGCCACCAGCAGCUAGCGUACGUACUCUUCCAUUCGUCCACGUGGCGCGCGGCCAUGCAUGCAUGCUCCCGCCCGGUGCCAUGACCCUCAUCGAGCAACAGGCCCACGCGGUACCAACGCUUUUGAGCAAGGGCGUCCCGAUCGAGCCAAGUGUCGAGAGGUAGACGAAAGCGAGUCCACUCGCACUGGUCGGGAUGCGUUCGGUGAGGAGAAUCGCAGGUGCAGUGCAGCAGGGUGUCACUGCCCAGUGACAGUGAUGACGACUGACGAGCCUCGCACGCGCGCGGCUAGCUCGAUCGCCUAUAUAUUUCCGGAAGCUGCUCCAUCGGCUUCUUCAUCUUCAUCCUCUCUCCCUCUCCCUCUAGUUGGUGACAGUGACACAUACUGACACCACCGACGUCUAGUCGUCUACGCUUUGUCGGCGCAAAUGCUGUCACUCGACGCCGGCUUGCCGCUGUUGCCAGACGACAUGGACGCCGUGGGCUUCGCCUUCGAUGAUUUCGAUUUCAAUUUCAAUUUCGAAGCGACGACGACGGCCGGCGAUGCUGGUGGCGGGUUCCAUUUCGACGCCACGGCGACAUGUGGCGACGCUGGUGGUGGUGGUGGUGGUGGUUUCGACUUUGACACCAGGACGACGGCGUGCGGCGCUUCGCCCGUGGGCGCCGCCUCGUUGCCAACGACGCCGCCGCCGCCUUCGGAUGGCACUGCCGGCGCCCGCGCCGCCGCCGACGAGGUGGACGACGAGGAGGAGCGGCUGCGGCGGAUGAAGCGCAAGAUAUCGAACCGGGAGUCGGCGCGGCGGUCGCGGGCGCGGCGGCGGCAGCGUGCGGAGGAGCUCGGGCGCGCCGCAGAGUCGCUCCGCGCCCAGCGUCGCGCGCUUGCGGCGAAGGCAGGUGCCGCGGCUGCGCGCGCGAUGGCGGUGCGGCUCGACAACGCGCGGCUCCACGCGGAGGCCCGCGCGCUCCGGCGCCGGCUCGGCGACGCGCAGAGGCACGCCGUGCUGCUGCUCGCGGUGGCACGCGCGCGUCUCGCGCGGGCGGGGGUCGGGGUGGGGGCAGGUGUUUCUGUGCCGGCGCCGCAGCAGGUCGCUGGUGGUGUCGUCGCGGCCGCCGGGACGAUGAUGACGUGGUGAGGUGACGCCGGGAAAAAGAAAUGGGACGGACACGUGUCGUCGCUGUGCUGCGUGAGUUUUGGUUUUGGUUUUUGUUUCUUCUGUUGUUUAAACGGGAUAAGGAAUUCCACGAUCUUUUGCUCGUGUCCUGUAUUGCUGUGCUCAAAUAAUUGCAGUCUUUUAUUA
This is a messenger RNA of Sorghum bicolor (sorghum), 1369 nucleotides long. Its product is annotated as bZIP transcription factor 60. The record is from RefSeq and is a predicted model, not a curated record. The coding region runs from base 500 to 1204 and encodes 234 amino acids. Gene Ontology annotation, cellular component: nucleus. The transcript is spliced from 2 exons. Lineage: Eukaryota; Viridiplantae; Streptophyta; Magnoliopsida; Poales; Poaceae. Gene Ontology annotation, biological process: positive regulation of DNA-templated transcription. Gene Ontology annotation, molecular function: DNA-binding transcription factor activity; transcription cis-regulatory region binding.